This is a messenger RNA of Bactrocera oleae (olive fruit fly), 2637 nucleotides long. RefSeq lists its product as uncharacterized. Lineage: Eukaryota; Metazoa; Arthropoda; Insecta; Diptera; Tephritidae. The record is from RefSeq and is a predicted model, not a curated record.
AUGUUUUUCGAGGACUUACACAGUCAUUAGUCCAUUUGAACUGGUCAGCGUAAUAUUUGCGUUUUAAUACCCUAAAUAUAUCGGCCAUGGUUUUUCAAACGAGUUACUAAAGAUGGUGUAAACUGAACAUUUUUAUUAUUUAUUCUUAUUAAUUAUUGUAACCACGUUCCAUGUAAUGACUUAUUGAGUGUUGUUUAUUUUACUAUAUUUUCUUAGAAGACACUUUAACUAUCAAGUAUUUUCAACACUAACUGGUACUUAUUCGCUAUAGCGCGUCCGUGUCCGCGUUAUUGUUUACUAUUUACCUAGUUCUCAUUAAUCACCUAAUAUAUUCGUCCAGCUGGUUUGUUUAGUUUGGAUAACUUAAAAGUAAGCACUCGGCUGUUCAAAUGGGUUACGUUGGUGUAAGUAUACCAGCUGUUUUACAUGAAGUGAUUCAAUUCCGACAGUUUGAUUAACCUAAACAAAAUGUUUAUGUUUGUUGAAAAAUAUUUCCAUAAUCAGAAAUUAAGUGACUUUUGUUUAACUUUCUAGUAAAUAAAUUUAAGUUUAUGGCGUAAUUAAUACCACAUUAAUUUAAGCAAGCAAAUCCAUACUUAAACUGUCGAGAACUAGAUGGUACACCAAAGGAUUAUUCAUAAAUAGUGGAUCCUCUAAGGUUAUGGUUGCAGUAGCACUUUGACUAUAUAGUCGAAUAGAUCUCUGGCAACUGAUUCAUUUCUGUUAAAAAUGAACAUAACGCAAUUGUACUUGAGCUAUCACAGCAAGUCGGGCGAACAGCAUGACGAGGCGAAUCUCAUAGCUGCUCAUGCGACCAUGCAAGUCAUUCACAAUCAACUUCUCCAGAUGGGUACAUUCUUUACGCUCAUUAUAUGCUGUCGUAAUCCGCACACGUGCAAUUUUUACAAUAAUCUCAUGGAAAAGCUCUUUCAUAUGUGGGGUCUGUCUAUGGUACGCUUUGUGGUGCUCCACAAGAACUCCCGGCAACGCGUGGACGGCACAAAACGUUAUAAUGUCAUACUGACGGACUCAUUUGAAGCAUUUCGUGAGAUUGACAUUGCGUCCGACACGCGUCACAACAACUACAACGAGUAUUACUAUAUCUUUUUGCAAGUGCGCGAUGAUCAAAUGCAGGCCAAUCUCCAGCAGAUAUUUGCAUAUUGUUGGGAGAAUUCCAUGAUUAACUGUAGUGUACAGACACAGAAUGCUCAUGGUGAGAUAAUGGUAUACUCGUAUUUUCCAUAUACGGACGACUUUUGCGGUGGCGUGGAACCGGUACUUAUAAGCCGCUUCAAUGGCACGCACUUCGUGAACCCGACACUAUUUCCACGCAAGUUAAUGAAUUUCCAUGGUUGUGUCUUGCGCGCCGCCAUUUGGCACAUACCACCUUUCGCCUACUUGCGUACUGAUGAUCAGGGCGUCAAUCAUGUAGUGGGCGGUAUUGAGGGUUAUCUGCUACGUGAGCUAAGUAAAAUAUUGAAUUUCACAAUCGAAGUGAAAGUACCAUCAGAUAAUAUAUUUCAAUUUGGCGCAAUUAAAAUGCUACAGCACGGCGAAGCCGAUAUGGCUUUGGGUGCUUUCAGUCAAAGUCCAGUACUGCUGGAUGUUGUUUCAGGCGUCUCCAGCUAUUACCAGACCCGUCAAAUUUUAUUCAUCUCGAGGAAGGCAUAUUUUUUAAAUUCCUUGGAGCAGUUCAUUUUUCCCUUCGAUGCGAUUACUUGGUUACUCAUUUGGUGCACGUACCUCGUAUGCUGGGCCUUGUUGUCAAUGUUGAGCAAAUAUUGUAAGCAAGGUUUUGAGAAGAAUGUACAGACGUUCCUGAACUCUCUAGCUAUUUUACUUGGCAUGCCAACAACACAUACUCCAAUGCGUCAUUAUGGACGCCUACUAUUCAUCAUCUGGUUAUGCUUUACCCUACUGAUACGUGCCGUCUAUCAGGGUAUACUCUUCACUUAUGCACAUCAUGAUACGAUUGCGUGCGUCCCGUCGGAUUUUUAUGAGCUUGUUGCGCGCAAUUUUACAACCGUUAUAUCGUUUAUGAAUCGGGGUUUACUAACUGAUGUGGAUUUUUUGAGAAAACUACCGGCGAUUACGACAACAGGCUUGGAUGGUAUGAGCGUCUUUGAUUAUAUAAAACACGUCUCCAAGCGGAAUUACUUCGCUAUUGAAACGCUAGAUUUCUUGCAUUACUACGAGAAGCGGCACAAAACGACGGAUAAUUUUGUGAUUUUGAGUAAGGAUUUUAUGAAUUUUCAAAGGACCAUGUAUUUGGCUAAGCACUCAUUCUUGAUUGAUCAGCUUGAGCACGUGAUUUGGUGGAUACGCUCGGCGGGCUUGGUGCAGGGCUGGUAUCGGCUAGAGAUAGGAGAGAGAAAACAAGAACAAAAUCAGGUUGAUGUCAUCAUUUUGGCAGAUUAUUAUGCUGUGUUUGUAAUGCUUGGCAUAGGAUUGGGUUGCGCGUUGUUGGUUUUUGUCUUGGAGAUUUUGUCAUUUCGUGUAAGGAUUUUAAGAAAUCUGUUUUUGAAAAUAUAGCAAGUCCAUGUAAGUGUCCUACAGAAGUUCUUAAACAUAACUUUUGGCUAUUAACAUUUUAUACAUGCACCAAAUAAAAAUAUUUUCUUUGGAAAAUUAUCAAAA